AAUCCUGAAGUGGUUUCUUUUCUUCUCCCCCACAAUCUCUCACUGAGUGGAACAGAAAGGGAAACAACAUGAGAGACACAGGAGUAGGAGCAGAAGGAGGAGCAGCAGGAGACAAAAUCAUUAAAUCUGAGAAAGACCAGAGUUGGAUCCCCAAAAUCAUCAAGAAAAGAGUGUGCACCACCUUCGUAGAAGAUUCUUUCAGUAAUGGCGCGCUGUGCCAAUGCGGGGGUUUAAGAGAUGACCAUGGCUCUGUGGCUCUCGGUGACUAUUUCAGCACAGCGAUUGUCAACCGCUGGGACAGCGCCCAGCACUCCUCUGAAUACCCGACUGACGCCUUUGGAGAGUUGCAGUUCGCAGGAGCCAGCAAGAGGCAUAGCUAUUUCCUGCGUCUGUCAUGGGACACCAACCCGUCUAUGGUCUACACACUGAUGACAGCCCACUGGGGUCUCCCUUUGCCUAACCUGGUGGUUUCUAUAGUGGGCGGAGAAGGCAGGACAAAGGUGAAGACCUGGGUACGGGAGGUGCUCAGGCAGGGACUGGUGAAAGCCUCACAAAGCACAGGAGCGUGGAUCCUGACGGCAGGCUUGCGUGAAGGCGUCGGCAGGUGCGUCGGAGAGGCGGUGAGGGAUCACGCCACCGCUGCCUCGUCGUUGUCCCUCAACAAGGUGGUGGCGCUGGGCAUCGCUCCCUGGGGCCUGGUGCACAACCGAGAGCAGCUGGUCAACCCUCAGGGCAGCUUUCCUGCUAAGUACUAUGUCCAGAACAUGACCCGGGACUCCUGCUGCCUGGACAACAACUACCAGGCCUUCCUGCUGGUGGACGACGGGAGUGUGGGACGCAGAGCAGAGACGGGGUUCAGGGCCAAACUGGAAGACUACAUCUCCCACCAGCGCACGGGCAUCUGGGGCAGCGGCAGCAUUGACAUUCCCGUCCUUUGUAUGCUGAUAUCAGGGGAGGCAAGCAUGCUGGAGAGAGUAGAUCUUUCUCUGAAAAGCUCCAUGCCCUGGCUGGUGCUGGCUGGCUCGGGAGGCCUGGCCGACUUCCUGAGCGACGUCUUGGACAAUCUGUCGUCGGCGCCGGCUGUCCAGUCUUCCGGCGAGGGGGACGGCGAGGCGGGUCCCAGCAUGGAUCUGAAAGACAGAGUGGCAGAACGGGUUAAGAAGCACUUCCCUUCUGAAGCGGAGUCGGAUAAACUAGUUGAACGGACUCUGAGCAUCUACCAGAACCGAGACUUUAUUACAAUCUACCACGGAGAGCAGGAGGGCCCAAAUGACUUUGACACAGUUCUGCUCAAAGCAUUGGUGGGAGCUAGUAAGCAUCGUGCGUCAGUUGACUCCAGCCCUUACAAUGAAGAGCUGAAGCUGGCGGUCACAUGGAACAGGGUUGACAUCGCCAAGAGUGAACUCUUCAAUGGAGACAUCCACUGGAGGUAUGAAGACUUGGAAGACUCCAUGACAGACGCCCUGAUCAACGACAAGCCUCAGUUUGUGCGUCUCUUCACUGAGAAUGGCCUCAACAUUCUGGACUACCUGACUUACGGCCGGCUGGAAAGCCUCUACCGCUCGGUGGCUGACGGGACGGUCCUUUACCAGCUGCUUCAGCGCCGGCUAGUGGAGCGGCUGGGAACCGCAGCUUAUGCGCCGACAUCAAACAUGAAGGAGUCGCCUUCCAAAGUGGAAGCAGAGAACAUACAGAUUGGCCCAGGGACGGAGAUCAGCCUUUUUGAGGUUGCACGGGUCCUGGAGCUGUUAAUGGGUGACGUCUGCCAGCCAUUUUACUACGAUGCUUUGGGCUUAGAACAGAUCUCAUCCAAGAGGAGAGCUCUUAGGCGUGCCAGUAAGCUGCUGCGGGGAGACUGCUUGUAUCGGGAUAAGCGCUGCCUCUUCCCGUGGGCUUCGCUCUUCAUCUGGGCCGUCCUCCAGAACCGCAGCGAGAUGGCCACUUACUUCUGGGAGAUGGCAGGAGAGUCGGUGCUGAGUGCUCUGAGCGGCUGUAAGAUCCUGAGGGAACUGUCCAAGCUGGAGGUCGAGACUGAGACCAAGCUGUCCAUGAAAGAGCUGGCCCAGAGGUUUGAGAACGUGGCACAUGACGUCUUCAGCUCUUGCUAUCGGAGCAACGAAGGUCGCUCUUUCACCCUGCUCAUUAGGAAAUCUCCAGUUUGGGGUGGGACCACUUGCCUCAAGAUGGGCAUGGGCGCCGACGCACGACUAUUCUUCAGCCACGACGGAGUACAGUCUCUAAUGUCCCAGAUCUGGUGGGGUGACAUGAAGAGGAGCACGGAGGUGUGGAAGCUCCUUCUCACCUUCUUCUGCCCCGUCCUCUGCUACACCAACCUCAUCUCCUUCAGGAAACAAGAGGACCACCAUCAAGAGGAGCAGGGGAAGCCCAACGAGGACGGGCCAGGCAAGGACAGCGACAGCCUCUACGGCCACACCAUCUUCUCUUUCUCCGACAUCAAGCACAUUGAAGAUGAUGCACAAGGAUAUCACAGUCCCAGAUCAGCAACCAUGAAAGGCGUACCCCACUCUCACCGACCACCAAAGCGUCCAUUCAUAGUGUCAAGAUGGCGUCAGUUCUGGUAUGCACCCGUCACCGCAUUUUUGGGCAACGUUCUGAUGUACUUCCUUUUCCUCAUGCUGUUUGCCUCCGUGCUGCUGGUGGACUUCCAGCCCCCGCCGCCGGCUGGUCCGGCCAUCUCAGAGUACGUGCUGUACUUCUGGGUUUUCACCAUCGUGUGUGAGGAGAUCCGGGAGACGUUCUUUUUGGGGACGAUGAACUGGCGUCAGAGGGUCAGAGUGUACAUUCAGGAUGUGUGGAACAAGUGUGACCUCGCUGCCAUUGUGUUGUUCAUCAUAGGAGUCAUCUGCAGGAUGUUCGAAUGGUCGUAUGGAUUUGGCCGGGAUGUCCUGUGUGUGGACUACAUGGUCUUCACCCUCCGUCUCAUUCACAUCUUUGCCAUUCACAAACAGCUGGGACCAAAAAUCAUCAUUGUUGGCAAGAUGAUGAAGGACGUUUUCUUCUUCCUUUUCUUCCUCAUGGUGUGGCUCAUGGCGUACGGAGUAGCCAAUCAGGCUUUGCUUUACUCAUACGACCCUAGCUUGGAUCGCAUCUUUCGCCGGGUUUUCUACAGGCCGUACCUGCACAUCUUUGGACAGAUCCCUGUGGAGGAGAUGGAUGUGGGGAAGCAGUGGGACAUGCCCUGCACAGACAACGUGACACUGAUUCAGAUGGGCGAUGAGCCGUGCAGGACUCUGUAUAGUAACUGGCUGGUGGUAAUCCUGCUGGUUGUUUAUCUGCUGGUCACCAAUAUCCUGCUCAUCAACCUGCUCAUCGCCAUGUUCAGCUACACCUUCUCUGAAGUGCAGGCUAACAGCGACAUCUACUGGAAGUUCCAGCGCUACAACCUGAUCGUUCAGUACCACUCCCGUCCUUCCCUGGCUCCUCCUUUCAUCAUCCUCUCUCACAUCAAUCUCUUUAUCAAGAGGAUCAUCCGCAAGGUGCCCUCCAUCAAGAUCCACCACUUUGUAUUGCAGUUAAAAGGGAAAGCAGCCAACAGGCUAAUGACGUGGGAAACCAUUCAGAAGGAGGACUUCCUGACGGCCCAGAACACGAUCCAGAAGAGCAGCGACUCAGAGAGGCUCAAACGGAUGUCUGUCAAAGUGGAUGGUGUGCUUAAACACAUGACUGAAAGCAGAGACUUUGACCACAGGCUGAGGGCUCUGGAGAAUGAGAUGGAGUAUUGCUCAAAUGCUCUCAGCUGGAUUGUGGAUACUUUGGCCCAAGGCAGCACAUUCAAACCUCCUCGGCCUCCACCUACGCUAAGAGAUGCGUUCCCCUCUUCUUCCAAUUCCGCCUGAUCCAGCCUUGGCGAUGCCUUCACUAGCUCAGGGUCGCCGUAAGACAAGAUUUACGCUUUUUUACUUUGGCUGCUCCCUUACUGUCUCACUGUUUGCCAGUUACGUUCAUCACUGGACUCACUUACCAAAUAGUGUCAAUUGUUCUGAGCUGAAAAAAGUGUAGCAGCCAUCACUACUUGUUACAGUAUUGAUUACUUGCCAAAGCUGAUAUUUUAAGUGUGCAAUUGAUCUUAUUCAAAGUCAAAGUGUACUGUAUGUAUUUAUGAUGUGGCAUGAUAUAUUUUACUUGCCAAUGGCCAUCAUGUCUUUGUUACUGUAGUUUUAAGCUGACCGCUGGAAUUCUGUUGCUAAGGUUUCUAUAUAGGUUUUUACUGCUAUAUUGAAACUAUGAUAAUGUUUACAGGGGUUACAAUCAGUGCACAUUAUUGUUUAACACUUUUUUGUUCAGUUUCUGGCAACCUUAAAUGUUAAAUCAUGUUUUUGUAUUGCUACAUUUUUUAUUCUGUUCAAUAAAUUGUAUAUACAGUA
Messenger RNA from Sebastes umbrosus (honeycomb rockfish), 4385 nucleotides. RefSeq names its product transient receptor potential cation channel subfamily M member 4-like. The record is from RefSeq and is a predicted model, not a curated record. Gene Ontology annotation, cellular component: membrane. Gene Ontology annotation, molecular function: ligand-gated calcium channel activity; calcium-activated cation channel activity. Gene Ontology annotation, biological process: calcium ion transmembrane transport. The transcript is spliced from 28 exons. The coding region runs from base 69 to 3857 and encodes 1262 amino acids. NCBI's taxonomy places the organism in Eukaryota, Metazoa, Chordata, Actinopteri, Perciformes, Sebastidae.